This is a messenger RNA of Penicillium verrucosum, 786 nucleotides long. RefSeq lists its product as uncharacterized. The coding region runs from base 1 to 786 and encodes 261 amino acids. The record is from RefSeq and is a predicted model, not a curated record. NCBI's taxonomy places the organism in Eukaryota, Fungi, Ascomycota, Eurotiomycetes, Eurotiales, Aspergillaceae. The transcript is spliced from 2 exons.
AUGGCCAACCUGGCGUGGGUAUGGCUGCUCUUGAUCUCGGUGUCCCAGGUGGCUCAAAGCGCGUCAGGCCGAACUGUAUGGAGAACGCCUAGCGGAAACAAUAAAGACUUCGUUACUACGUAUUAUAUUGGGUCUACGUUAACCAUUGACUGGUCUGGUUGGGAUCCUUCUGUCUUGGAUCGCGAUAUGAAUGGCACGAGUGAAGCCGAUCUCUGGGUGAAUGCAUGGAACACCGAUUUCUCUACGUGGUCCAAAAAGAUUUCAACUAGCACAAUAGACGUUUCGUACUCAGGAACUUUUAAUUGGAAAGUCGCCAUUGAUGAGGAAGCGCUAUCCGACACCAACGAGUACGGGUUCACUUUUAAACCAACCGGGGAAAGCUUUGCUCCCACUGAACCUCGUUUAUACUCUCCGGGAUUCCACGUGAUGCCCAAUAAGACAACAUCCACAUCUACCUCGGCGACCUCAUCUAUCCUGACGUCCUCAUCUACCCCGACAACUACUCCAAGCUCAGAAGCGGCAUCGUCUGAUACGAGCGGGCUCUCAACUGGCGCGAAAGCAGGAAUCGGCGUCGGUGUGAGCGUGGCCGGACUGGCGGUGCUGUCUGCGUUGGGGUUCCUCCUUUUCCGACGGCGACAACGAUCAUCACCGCAAGAGAUGACUGGAAGUCGGGAUCAAGCACCGGACGGCAGCUCCUACAUGAAGGCUAAACCAGCGCCGCAGGAGCUUUUUACGCCACCGUCUGAGUUAGAAUCGACGACCAGCAUCCGAAGGGACAUGAUGUGA